AUGUCCAGCAUGUGGGUGGAGCAGGCCGCCCCACAGGAGGCCAGGUUUCGGACAGACCUCUACAAGUCCAGCCUUGCUUUAGUCUUUGCCACCAAAGAAGUCAAUGAAAACCCAGAUCUUCUGCCUAACAUCACACUGGGGUUUCAGAUGUAUGAUUCAUGCUUCUUUGAGGCCUCUGCUCUGCAAGCAACUAUCCAGGUGACGUCAGGGGAUCGACACCGCAUCCCAAAUUACAACUGUGGACCGCAACCCAUUGUCCCAGCUAUCAUUGGAGAUUUAUCAACAUCAUCAAUGGCAAUAGCAAGAGUGCUAGGGCUUUGGAAGUUGCCUCAGGUCAGCUAUAUAGCAUCUCAUCCAUCUUUAAGCAACAAGCGAGAGUUUCCCUCAUUUUUUAGAACUACGAUCAGUACUGAAAGCCAACCACAAGCUUUGAUUGAACUUUGCAAGAAAUUCAGGUGGACUUGGAUAGGGUUGCUUGUUUCCUCGUCAGACAAUUAUAUCCAAGAUGUGGUAGCUCUGAAAAGAGAGGCUGCCAAAAAUGGCAUUUGUAUUUCAUUUUUGGAGACUGUUUCAUAUGGUCGCAGUGUUAAAAAAAUGCCAAUGAUUAUAGAAUAUAUUCGUAAGUCUACAGUCAAAGUAAUUAUCCUGUACUGUUCUCCUGCAGAGGGUGACAUGAUAUUUGUGGAGGUUGUUCAACAAAACCUAACAGAAAAACUAUGGAUAGGUAUUGAAUCAUGGUACACAUCACCAGUGGUCCAGAAUAAAAAUUUCUGGAAGGUCCUUAAUGGCACUAUUGGCAUUGCAAAAAGUAGAAAUGUUCUACCACAUUUCUCCAGCUUUCUCAAUUCUCUCAAUCCUUCUGUCUAUCCAAAAAUGCUGUCUAUCACCCAGUUUUGGGGAAAUUUAUUUAAGUGUAAGUGGCGGUUGAAUGAGGGCAACACCAGUUUAUCCAGUGCAGGUGUUGCUGGUCAGACAUGUACAGGUUUAGAAAAGAUAGUGACAGAUGACAUAAGAGAAUUCAGUGACUCAACAUCACAAGCUGUGUACAUGGCCCACAAUGCUCUCUAUGCUAUUGUCCAUGCCCUGCACAGUCAGAUGUCCUGCAAGUCUGGAGAAGGUCCUUUCAAGCUGAAGUCUUGCGCUGAUAAAUAUAAUAUACAGCCUUGGCAGCUUCUCUAUUACUUGAAGAGAGUACAUUUUGUCAACACUGCUGGGAAAGAGGUAUUCUUUGAUGCCAAUGGAGAUAUCUAUGGAAACUUCGAUAUUCUGAACUGGCAUGUGGAGGGAAACCAAGGGCGUUAUGUGAAAGUUGGGUCAUUUGAUACGUUUGUCAGUGAUCGUGAGAAACUCUCCAUUAAUGAAUCUUCAAUCACCUGGGUUGGAUCACCAAACAAGGUUCCGUACUCAGUCUGUAGUGACAACUGUUCAGCUGGUUACUGGAAGGCACCACAAAAAGGUCAACCUGCCUGUUGUUUUGACUGCAUUCCUUGUCCAGAAGGAAUGAUCUCCAAUGAAACAAACUCUAUUUCUUGUUACAUUUGCCCAGAGGACCAGUGGCCAAACAAUGGGAAAAACAAAUGUGAUCCUAAAGUCAUUGAGUUCCUCUCUUAUGAGGAACCCCUUGGAAUGGUGAUGUCUUUUUUCUCCAUUCUGUUUUCAGUUAUUACUGGCUUGAUCUUCUAUAUUUUUCUCAAGUUUCGGGACACAGUGGUGGUAAAAGUCAACAAUCGGAACCUCAGCUACCUUAUCCUUCUUUCUCUAAAGUUUUGCUUUCUCUGCCCGUUGAUGUUCAUUGGCUACCCUACUAGCCUAAUUUGCACAUUCAGACAAUCUGUUUUUGGAAUCAUAUUCUCAUUUUGUAUUUCAUGUAUUUUGGCCAAAACCAUCAUAGUUGUCCUUGCCUUUAAAGCCACCAAUCCGGGGAGCAAUUUGAAAACAUGGGUUAGUUUCAAAACAGCCAUUAUCAUCAUUGUUAAUUCCACGUUCUUUCAAAUGCUCAUUAUGCUAACAUGGGUAGUUAAGUUUUCACCCUUUCUUGAACAUAAUUACCACAUCUUGGUUGGCAUCAUCCUUAUAGAAUGUAAUGAGGGUUCAGUGGUCAUGUUUUACUGCACAGUAGGAUACUUGGGUGUCUUGGCCACCAUAAGUUUUGUAGUUGCUUUUCUGGCCAGGAACCUACCAGACAGUUAUAAUGAGGCCAAAUAUAUAACCUUCAGCAUGUUAACCUUUCUUAGUGUCUGGUCAACUUUCAUUCCAGCCUAUCUCAGCACAAAAGGCAAAUAUAUUGUUGCCGUUGAAAUUUUUGCCAUUUUGCUGUCUAGUUUUGGCCUCUUGUGUUGUAUAUUUGCUCCAAAAUGUUACAUUAUCCUCCUGAAACCUUCAAUGAAUACAAGAGAAUAUUUAACUUCCAAAGCAUACAAAAAAUAA
This is a messenger RNA of Nanorana parkeri, 2427 nucleotides long. RefSeq names its product extracellular calcium-sensing receptor-like. The transcript is spliced from 6 exons. NCBI's taxonomy places the organism in Eukaryota, Metazoa, Chordata, Amphibia, Anura, Dicroglossidae. The coding region runs from base 1 to 2427 and encodes 808 amino acids. Gene Ontology annotation, biological process: G protein-coupled receptor signaling pathway. Gene Ontology annotation, molecular function: G protein-coupled receptor activity. The record is from RefSeq and is a predicted model, not a curated record. Gene Ontology annotation, cellular component: membrane.